CCAGGUGAUUGGAAGAUGAACGCAUUAUACAGCGGAAUCACCAGGAGUCAUUCCCCUUUGAGUCAUUCAGAUUAUCCACAAAAUGGUGUCACCAUCUCUUCGUCGCUUGUUCCCCUUUGGGUAAGCAGCCAUCUCAAGAACGUGAAAAUGAAGAUCUUCGUGAUCAUCAUAACCAUCUUUAUGAUUUUACCCUCUUCUGUGAAAACACAGACAUGCCAAAUCGACGACUACUUCAACGUUGCCAAGCAAAUUUGUGUACCAUGCAAACAAUGCACUGCUGGAGAACAUGAAUUCAGGGAGUGCUUUGGAACAGAGAACAGGGAAUGUAAAGAUUGCCCAGAAAAUACCUACUUCAAUGGGAAGACUUGCCGAAAUUGCUCACAAUGUGUUACCACGGAGAUCAGACCUUGCAAUGCAUCUUCAGAUGCUCUUUGUAUUGUCGAUAAUGCAAUAAAGAAAGGCCCAAAUGUUGCUGUUGCUGUUACUGCCGCAAUCGCUGCUUCUGCUAUUGCAAUUGUGGUUAUCUUUGCUUCAGUCUACUUCUACAGAAGAAAACGCAAACAAAAACAGCCUAAAGAGUCUCCAGAAGAAACGCCAAUGAAUGAGAAUCUUUGAAGUUGGUAAGCGGAGAAGAUUCCAGGUAAUCAGAUGUGAACGGUUCGAAAUCAAUUUUUGAAAUGCACAUCCAAUGUAGAGACACAAAAGGAUUUUGAGAGCGGAGGAGGGUUUUCAAAAAAAAUUUUCAUGUUGUGAUUUUCGCAAACAGCUGAUGCUUCGAGAGAGUGCAGGAGUCAUAACCCUAGUUUUGUUGACAAUAUUUAACAAGAAUAGGUCCCGAAGUAUUUCAAUGCGAAGAGCAGAUUGAGCAUGUUUUCGGUAACUUACAAACAAAAAGAUUUCAAUCCGAUAAAUUGGGAGAACUUUUUAGGUAAGUUUACUGUAAAUCUCAUGACAAAUCGCAAGGUUUGUUUUUACAAAUUAAGAAAAAGAAUUUUGCUUUUUGAUCAUUCUGGUGCUUGAAUGCUAGGAAGUCUUGAAAAUGAAUGCCAAAUGUCUGUCUUAAAUCAACGCGCCUUAAGUAACGAUACCACAACUUAAGUCUUGAUACAUGCGUUUUAAAAUUUAACAAUAAAAAAGUAGAUUUUUUGACACCCCUUUUUUAAGCGCAGUCAUCCUUAUUGGGAUAUAAAAGUAACAGCUCAACUUGAUGUCACAAAUGAUGUCACAAGCAUACAACUGUACAAUCUUAAAUUGAGUUUCGAUUAAGAAGACCCCCCCACCCGCCCUCAAGCUCCUUCAAGGAAGAGCAUGGCCCUAUGGUCCUCUUACCGCAACUGUUCAUGGAUCGAACGACUAGUAUCAUAAAUGUUUGUAUAUAAUUUUUAUUAAGUUAAAAUCUGUUGUGUUGGCCUCUGGGUCUUUUGUUGCUAUUUCAUUGUAGUAAACUGCUUAGUGUCAUGUACAUAUGAUAUCAAUAUUUAGAACUUUCUGGCAAAGAGGCAUGGGAAACCAAUUUAAGGGAAACUCGUGUCACCAAAACCUGUUUACGCCCCUGGUUUCCAUGCCUAGUUUGUCUAGGGGUCUGGGACACGGGUUGUUGAUCACCCAGUUUUUGUUUUCUGUAUCUUAAGUACUCGUGAUACGCAUUAUUUAGCUAGAUAUUACAAUUAAAUAAUGUAUCGAUCAUAUAAUGUUUAUGUUAAUCACAAAAGCAAAUUCUUGAGAAAUUUUUACUCCGCUAUUCUUAUUUUCAAUGGUGUAUCAAUUGACGUCUGUGUGGUAUUCUGUUUGAGCUGCAGAGAUGGCGCUAGAGACAAAGAUUCAACGUAACUGCCGACGAAGAAUGUAUCAAACUGCCGACAAAAAAUAAAAAAUGAGAUAUCAUGCAUUUUAGACAGGGCAUAUGCUCUAACAGUCUAACAAACAUGCUAAACUUUAUUUCCUCAACAGAUCCCGUUAAACUAAGCUCAAAACUUGAAAAUUUCGAUUUGUACCUUUUUAGAAAAUCAUGUCACCUUUAAAAUUUCCAGGGUUUAAAUGUUCGUAACAAUGACCGGU
Rhopilema esculentum is the source of this 2058-nucleotide messenger RNA. RefSeq lists its product as uncharacterized. Lineage: Eukaryota; Metazoa; Cnidaria; Scyphozoa; Rhizostomeae; Rhizostomatidae. The record is from RefSeq and is a predicted model, not a curated record. Gene Ontology annotation, molecular function: protein binding.